CUUCUUUAGGGUUUCAGGCUGGGUAUCUGUAGAAGGACUUGGUGACACCUGCUCAUGGAAAAACGGCUUUCCGAAAUACGUUUUGACGUGUGUACUGCUGCACUGAUCAGUGAACGUGCUGAACAUUUGGUCGGGGCGCAUUUCGUCCUUCGGACUGCUCCACGCCACGCUGCUGUGCCCGUCCUCCUCCGCGGCAGAGUGUAACGGAAGGUUCCGGUAGUAGCCUGGGUCGGACCGUGUCUCUUGGCAUGCUCAGCGAGGGCCGCCGUGAUGGACACUAGGACACUCGGUCCACCUCUCUGGUGUGGCCUGAAUAAAGCCACUCUAUUAAUAGAGCAUAGCGCAGCCAGACUGAAGUGCUAAGUGCUUCUUUUAAUGAGGCUCAGACAGAGCCGUCGCACCUAUCCACCCGAACGGAAGCCUCAGGAGAUUAAGACAGUGAGAGGAAAAAGGCGGAGGAGUGUUUUGGAUGGGAGUGAAGUUUGCUUUUGUGACUUACAGUAGACCCACUGGUGAUGAAAAAACGGGGACAGUAUUAUGUAGGCCUGUUGAUUCAUGGAUGGAGUGAGGUCGUUCAGGUUAAACUGGGACUCGCAUGUACUUGCUUCACCUUGAUUGGCCUGUCAGUGUUAUGGGUUUGCAUGGCCAGAUAACCUUUAUAGCCUAACUGAUAAAGUGUAACAAGGGCAGGAUCAAAGAUUGAUGUUAGAUAACACCUGGUUCCAAUAAAACAGGUGUAACUUGUGAUCGGGUGGAUCGGGUCAGUAGUUACAUAUUUUAUUGUUUUGGGUGAUAUACUGCAUCAUUUGGACAAUACUGCAAUUUAAUUUUUGUGUUAUUUGGUAUCCACCCUGCUUUUGUUCCCCUUCGGAACAUGUUCCUGCUGUUUCAAACAAGGCAACAUUAAACAUGUGAAAUGAAAAUGAUUUGUCAAUUGAUAUUCUGUGGGUGAUGUCCGGGCCUUAACUGGGCCUAUUUCAGUCUUGAAUAUCACAAGUUUUAUUGGAUUAUGGCAUUUAGCUCUAGUAUCGCUAUACCACUCAAAUUCUUUAAAAAAAAAAAAGCGCCAGUCUGUGCUUGACCCCGGGUAUAGUGUAGUUCUGACGACAAGACCCGAGGCCCAGGUCCGACAACCUACUCUCCCAGACGCUUUUGCUUUAUGCCACUUCAUUUAGGAAUGACAGGCAGAAAAUGGGUUAUAAUGUGAUAGUUCAUAAAUGAUUGUGUACGUUAUCUGUGAAGACUGACUCCCUGACCUCCCUUAACCUGCACACAGAAACUGUCUGAAAUUGACACUUUGGAAUAACGGGAGUUUUUGGCCACCAGCCUUUUUAUUGGAGACUAAUGUUUGAAACUUUCCAGAUAAGUCACUCUCUGGCCAUCUCUUUCCAAGUGUGCAACAUGAGGUGACUCUGUUUAUGGCUGUGUGGGUCUUAGUUGCAUUGGCAGUGCUUGACUUGAACUAAAAUUGGUGCCAAUGCUGUCUAUAUUUAGGUGUAGGAGCUCCACAAUACUUUUGAGGUAGGUUAAUAUUCUGUAAGAGGAAGUAGAGUUCCUGCAGCAGAGCAACUGACGUUCUGGUACCCUGCUCUAGCGAGUGGAUAGGCUUGUUGUCAAGCACUGUGGGUAGGCUUGUUGUCAAGCACUGUGGAUCAGCUAAUCGUUGCCUGUCUGCUGUACAGGAUGUAUCCAUGCUGUGACGAUAUUCUUUACACCCCAGGUAUGGGCUGUUUUGAUGGGGUGUAUGUGGUAUGUUUGGGCUGUACGGGUAAGGGCUCAGGGUUAGAAUGAAACUGGUUGUAGUCAUGCAUGAGUGAAUUCAGAAAUGGUGGUUUUCCUGCUGCCCAAGCUCCAGUUUAAUCUUUCAUUCUCUUAUUCAUUAAAUAUUAAAACAUUAAUGUCACUGGGUCUGUCUAGACAUGACAUCAGCAUGUCAAAAAGAGUUUCUUUCACUCUAGCAUAUUUUUUUAAGUGACAUUUUGCGUCUGUCUGUCUGUCUGUCUGUGUGCUGUAGGCGUGUGUUCGUAGUGUGUGCGUGUAUCUCGUGUCAUGUAUAAACGUAUCAAUGUCUAUCUCUUCCUGUGUCUCUCAGCGUAGUGCCUGUAUGUAUUUUUAACCCUGGAUCCUGAGGGGGGGGGGGUCAGAGAGCAGCCAGACCCAGAGGUCAGUUCUGGUCUGAUUACUGGAAGACACUACUGUUACUGUCUCUCUAACUGCUCUGAUUAAAACGAGGACAAUUUAUUCAUUGUCCCAGGGGAUGAAAUUGUGAAGGGCACUAUGGAUUGGUCUCGGAGUGCUUCUGUCAGUCACAUGAUAUACCCCAGAUCCGGCCGGGAAUUGUGCAAAUCAAUUAUGGCUAGAUUUCUCUCAUAUUCUCUCUAACAUCGUGCUGCUUAAUGACAACGUUUUCUUAGCUUUUUUGCUAUCUUCACAAAUGGAGCCAAUAGUAACAGAGGGCACUGUAUCUUAGCAUAUCAGAAAUAUAGUUGUGUAGAGCAGUACGGUAGCUUCUGUUUCAUAGUCUGCUGUGUACUGAAGGUCGUCCUAUCUAUUCUUUUAAAGAGACAUUUGGUACAAUUACUUUGAUAAGACCUAUAUAGUGCUUACUAUGAUAAGACCUAUAGUGCUAUGAACAUUUAUUUGCCCACUGUGUAACAUUCUCUGUUGCUUUUGCAUAUUUUGAUACUGUGAAAUCCUAAACCAACCGGAGUUCCCUUUUAUUUUUAGUUAUAUGCAUUUUAGUUAUUUAGCAGGAGCUCAUAUCUAGUGCAUAUAUUUUAAUUUAUUUAAUGACCAAAUUUAUGUCACAAUUAAACAACUAGGCUGAAUUGAUUUCCACCUUUUUAGCUGCAAUGACAGCAUUCAAAUGACAGCAUUCCUUUAGUGGUGAGUCUCAAGUCAUGGUGGAUGAAUAUUAGCUUUUCCACACAGAGCUGCUUUGAUUCAGCGUUUCUGGGUUAUUGAGCAUGAAUUGCUCUUUACAGGUCUUACUUGUAAUAAAUUGGUUUUAGGUCUUACUUGUUUAUUUCUGCAUGAUCCAGGUGUGCCUUAGGCCUACUUAGGAUUCUGUGAUACAGAACAGAAUUGAUGUUUCCUUCAAUGAUGGCUGAACGGGUCCGAAAGCAACAAUGAAACCAUAAAGCAUCACGCUGCCGACAUCAUGGUUUACCAUAUUUAAAUAAUGUGGAAUGUUAUUUUUUCUAGACCUACUUUUCAGAAACAGCCUGGGUCCUAUUAACUUGACUCUAAAGAGAAUGGCAGGUCAUCUGUCUGAAGAGGAAGUUCAAGCUCACCUAAGUCAUGCAGUAAGACAAUGAUUCACCAAUACCCAAGGAAAGUUCUAGACUUUGUCGGAAUAUCUUUGACUUUGAGAUGUUGUGGCAUGGCCUAUCGAGUAUUUCAUGAAAUCCCUGCAAAACAGGCACAUACUUUCAUGACCCUAUAUAUUGCGUGCAAUGACUGUUUUAUUUUAUGACAGCAAGUUUAUUAGGGUCGGAGGUCAGGGGCCAAUGUUCACCGUAAUGGAAGGGGUUGGUUUCUGCCUACCCGGGGCCAGCUGGCAGCGCUGAAGUGCUUGUGUUGCAGAGUCAGUCCUCAGCGCGGACAGGGUGGAGCAGAUGACCAAGACCUACAAUGACAUCGACGUCGUCACCCACCUACUGGCCGAGCGCGACCGGGACUUGGAGCUGGCCGCUCGAAUUGGUCAGUCAUUGCUUCAGAGAAACCACCUGCUGCAGGAACGCAACGAGUCCGUGGAAGAGCAGUUGACACAAGCCCUGGACCAGGUGCACCAGCUUCAGCAUGAGCUGGGGAAGAAGGACGAGCUGCUGCGGAUGGUGGCCAGCGCGUCGGAGGAGAGCGAGACGGACUCGAGCUGCUCCACCCCUCUACACCCCCGGCAGCCACUAGGGGGCGCCGUGGCCCUAAGCCAACUGGAAGCCCUGCAGGGGAAACUGUCUGCCCUGGAAGAGGAGAACCUGUCCCUGCGCUCUGAGGCCUGUCAUCUGAAGAAGGAGACCAUCACCUAUGAGGAGAAAGAACAACAGCUGGUCAACGACUGUGUCAAGGAGCUGCGUGAGUCCAACAGUCAGAUGGUGAACCUGACAGAGGACCUGUCUCGUAAGAGCGAGGAGGUGCUGAGGUACCAGGAGGAGAUCGCCCAGCUCCUAUCCCAGAUAGUGGAACUCCAACACCGCGUCAAAGAGCUGGCCCUGGAGAAGGAGGAACUGAGGAUGCACCUGCAGGCUUCUAAAGAUGCCCAACGGUCCCUCACCGCCGAGCUGAACGAGCUGGCCGACCGGAACGCAGAGUGUGUUGGGAUGCUGCACGAGACCCAGGAGGAGAUCCGAGAGCUGCGAAGCAAGUCCACUCCGUCUGCAGGCCUGAGACGACACCUCCCCUACGGGCUGUUCCCCAUGGAUUCGCUGGCGGCAGAGAUCGAGGGCACCAUGCGCAGAGAGCGGAGUGUCGAGGACGAGGUGGCUUUCCAGGACCAAAGGGUUUCCCAGAAGCGGGUGUUCCAGACAGUCCGCGUGGUCAACGAGUCGGUGGAGCGAGCGGCGGCCAUGGCCACGCCCCCUAUCCCGGGCUCAGGCCAGAGCUGCCUGGUGAUGACUGCCCAGCCUUUCCAGUCAGCCCAGGGGCCUGACCAAUCACACCACGGCACCCCGGAGGACGUCCGGCUCGGCAAGCCCGGAGCACCGGGACAAAAUGACCUGGUUUCGGCGCUCCACCGCCUCUCGCUGCGUCGGCAGAACUUCCUGUGUGAGCGCCAGUUCUUCCUGGCGGAGCGCGACAAGAAGCUCCAGUCCCUGGCCGGGGGGGUGGAGUCCGACGUGGAGGGGAGCGGCCACAGCUCGCCAAUGGGCAGCGUUAUGUCAUCCUUCACCAACCUAUCAGAGUUCUCCGUCUCCUCCAGUUGUUUUAAGACCUUCCUGCCUGAGAAGCUGCAGAUUGUCAAGCCAAUGGAGGGCUCCCUGACCCUGCACCAUUGGCAGCAGCUGGCCAAGCCACACCUGGGUACCAUCCUGGACCCCCACCCAGGCGUGGUGACCAAGGGCUUCCGACCCCUCCCACAGGACGCCCUCUCUGAUGCCGUCUACCGCCUCACCGACCUGGAGGAAGACGAGGAAGGAGCUAAUGAGGAGGAAAAAUAUGAAGUAAAGAGAUGGAAAGAAGGGAUGGACUCCUGGGAAAAGAGGUCUGAGCAGAUAGCAGAGGAGGAAGAUGAAGAUGAGGAAGAAGGAGGGAUAACCUUCAAGGUGCGGAGCUCAUCCACCCCAGAGGACAGGAGGGAGAUUAAGAGGGGGCGUUCAACCAUGUCGCCUGUGUCCCCCGAUUUCCUUCCGCUACCAGGCUCUCCUCUGCUCCCUCCUACCCCGGUCACCUCUGCCCUCCCCCUGACCUCUUAUGUCCCCUGUGACAUCAUCGGGAGCACGGCCCUCUUUGCUCCCCACACACCUGUAACAUCCACAGCUCCUGUCCAAUCACAGAGUCAGGCAGUCACCAGUCUGGCCACCUCAGCAACUACAUCCUUCUCAGUUCAUAACCCAGGGAAAUGUCAGAGUUCAACGUUUUCCACUUACACCUUUACCACCUGCCGCAUCCUGCAUCCCUCUGACAUCACCCAGGUCACCUCCAGUUCUCACUGUCAGCCUUCCAUCUCGGAGUACACCCCCAGCUCCUUGCGGACAGGCCCCUGCACCCCGGUGACCCCCUGCAGGCUGAGCCUGGGGGUCGACUCCUUCCCCCCUCGCCGCCCCCCCGCCCCCUGUGGCCUGGCCAAGUUGGUCCUGGAGAGAGGCAUCUCUGCCUCCCUUUCUACCUCUGAUGGUCCUCCCCCUCCCUCCCACCCGAAAGCCCCUCUCCUCCCGCAUGUAUUCCCCAGCACGCCCCCCAACUCCCCUUCUCACUCUCCCUCCCCCUCGCCUGUGCCCUUUGAGCUCCGCCCCUGUGGGUCUGCCGCCUCUGACAACUUCCUGGCUUCACGGCCUGCAGAGCUUUUCCUCCAGGACGUGUAUGGGCUGAAGAUUGGCCGCGCCCCUCGACCCGACCUCUCCAGCCCCGACCCCGCCUUCCUCAGCCACGCCCCCAGACUCAAAUCCAAAGCCAAGCCUGACCCAGUCAACGUGAACCUGGUUGAGAGGCUGCGUCGUCUGGGAUUGGUCAAAAUCCCUCCGGUGUCGGACGUGUCAUCAGACGGCCAGCGGAGACAGGACUCGGCCACCUUCCUGGCCACCGGCGGAAGCAGUCUACUGGACGGCCUUCGGCGGAACCAGAGCCUCCCAACCUUGAUUGGCGCAGCACGGGGAAGCCCCUCCCAUCCGGGCCCGCCCCAACCACCCACCUCCCUGGCCAUUGCCCCACCCCCCUGGGGCAACAUGAAGCAGUCGCGCUCUGUCCGCACAAGGCCCGCCUCCACCUCUAAUGUCCCGCCCUCUUUGCUCAAACGCUUAUGAAGUGGUGACAGAAGGUAGGGUUCGGAGGGAUCAACGCUGAAUAGAAAAUGUUUAGCCUCCUCUUUCCCUUCUUCAUCCCUCCCUCCCUCGCCUGUUUCUCCAGCCUUCUCCAGAGUGAUAUUCCUCAAUGAAGAGAGCAACAUUGGGGUUGGUCCUUCCGCUUGUCAAUAAUUAUUUUAAAGCACAAUAUUGUUAAACUGAAACUUGUAUUAAUGUCAAGGUGUGUGUAUUUGUGUGUAAAGAUUUUAUAGGCCAGAGCUUACCUGCCACAAGGUUUCUCAGCCAUUUCUAGCGUAGCCGUGCCUGCCUUUCCCUUUUCUGCCUCGAGGUGCUGUAGGUAGAUGUUCUCCCUGCUCUGCUUUUUCUGCUCAUGCUACCGUAUUUAUUUGUUUAUGAGGCUCUGGGGGUGGGGGGAGGGGGGAAGGUCAUGUGUACGUUGAUAAGGGCUUGAAAUUGUAAUUGGAGAGUGAAAGAGGGGAGGGAAAAGAAGGCCAGAAGGUGAUUAAGGACGACCUGGAGCGAUUACCAUAUGUAUAUCGGUAAAGGGAUGUGACUUUGGUGUCAUGGAAAGAAGGAAAAAGCAAGUGAAAGAGAGUCCAAGAUGAGAUUUAGAAAGAGGGGGAUGUUUAGGAGAAAGGGUAAAGCGUGAUCUUCCAGAGAUUUCCUCAAAAAGAAUGUACUGUAGUUGGUAAAUAGUCAAGCUAAACCCUGUAUACCUAGCUUCUCUUAGCAUGUCUAGUGCCGUUCACCUUACUACUGAAAUAGUUUUUUUGCCUUUCCAGAGAUAAUGCUAACCAUUUACCGUCAUCAAGUGCUUACUCUCUCUUUGCUUUGCACUUGCUGACACGGCCCUAGGAUGGGAUAAUCUAUUCGCUAGGCAUUUUGAACCUGUCCUUGUGCUGAUACCUCGGUUUCCAGUCAGUUUUGGCUAUUAAUCCUAUGCCUGGGCAUUGAGUGUUAGGUGCAGCAUUCAUAAGGGGAGAUUGUUCAGCGUUAGCAUACUAAAUGUGCCUACAGUCACCCUCCUGUAGAACUUGGUUUACUGCAUGGUAAUCCAGGUUCCUUCUGAAUGUCAUCCAAUGCUGGGGUCUCAAACCUCUCCUCAGGGGACACCUCUGUUUCAAAGUGUUGAUGUGCUUGCCCUGAUUAACCCAGUUAGGGGACUCAAUUAGUUUCCAAGAUGAAUCUGGUGUGCUGUCUGGAGUAGAUUAAAUUCCAGGGGUUUUGCCGGGGGUCCCUGGGGAGAGGUUUGAGAAUAACUGUAAGGAGUGCUAUUUACUUAACGCCCAGUGGAGGGAAGCAUUGUGUUGAGUUAUGUCUAAGAGCUCAAAACGUCACAAAAGUCCCUCAGUUUCUGAAGACAAAAGGUACACCCCCUUGAAAGUAUUUUGUUCUCCUUAAUUUUUUAGAUGUUGACCGAUAUGUUAUCUCACUUUAACACUAAGUAUUCUAUAAUUAAUGUAGUUGUUUUUUUGUCUAUCAGUUACUUUCAUUAGAAGGAAUUUUUGCCCACACUCCUUUAUAGUUCUGCUUCAAAUGUGUCACGUUUGAUAGUUUUCUUGCAUCUGCGGCCCACUUCAAGUCCCACCACAGCAUUUCAAUAGGAUUGAGAUCUGGGCUUUGACGUGGCCAUUUCAUAACCAUACACUUCUUUUUGUGUUGUAUCUUUGCUUGUGUGUUCUGGUUCAUUGUGCUUUUGCAAGAUCCAUGUUCAGUUCAGCAUCAGCUUUUUGACUCACAUUUUCCUCAGAUUAUCUGGUACAAUGAAGAAUUCAAGCUUGACUCAAUGGUGGCAGGUUGGCCAGGUCAUGAGUCAGCAAAGCAGCCCCAAACCAUAAUGCUAACGGCACGUUUUAAGUUUGGUGUUAGAUUCUUCUGUUCAAAUUUUUCGCCAAACAUGGCACCUGAUAUUGGGGCCAAACAACUCCACAUUUGAGUCAUUUGUCCAAAGCACAAUGUUUCAGUGGUUUUUCAGUGGUCUUUACCCAGGUUGUUGUCUGGUAAGCAUCUGUCAUGUAUUGAUUCUUUUUUGUGAGAAGAGGGUUCUUUGUUCCUGACCUUUCCCGUAAGUAUGUGCCAGUGUCUUUCUGACAUUUGACUCAUGCACUUUGACACUGAUUGCUUCAAGAGAGGCCCGUACAUCUCUCUGCAUUACCCUGGGAUUUUUUGAGACCCAUAUGAUUCUUAGCCUGAAUAUAGUGAGACAACCUUUCCCAUGCAGAUUGCCAGUGGUCUGGAAUUUUCUCCAUUUGUAGAUCUGUCUGACCUUUGAAUAGAAUUUUGUAUUGCUUGGACAUGUCCCCUCCCAGACUGACAAAUAUUCAUUCUGAGGGCCUCGGGUAUAUUUUUUUUUACUUGUCAUAAUGCGUUACCAGCAGUAUGGAUUGAACCAGACAAAUACUUUCUAAUAAGGUGUGCCUGUUUUGGUAUGUUUUGGAUUUAGUACAGUUUGGGACUGUAUAUCUAAAAGUAUGAAAUGGUUAUUGCAGCAAAAAUGUCACAAUUUAGGAAGAAAUCUAGCUGGUUUAUCAAAGGGUAAGAACAAGUAACAUUUUAACCCUUUCAAAUCAACAGCAAUGAGGAGGUGGAUUUAGAAAUGUGUACUCCUGCUGCUUCAGAACUUCAAAAAGGAGUCUGUAUCAGCUUUGACCCUAGUCUGUACCCUUUGGCCCUGACCCCUUCUGUGACCCUUGGGCUAUACCACUUGUCUUACCGUCCAAUUGACCUAUCCCACUUUUUCCUGUUCUGCACUUUUUUUAAUCCUGAUUUACCUAUAUCAUCUUAUUUGGCAGGUUCAUUACUGACAACUAUUAAUAGUACUAGGGUUUGGAAUCAAUGUAUUAUUAUUAUUAUUAUUAAAGGUAAUAACAGCUAGUUAUUUAGCAUUUCAUGUAGAAAUAAGAUUUUAAUAUAUUUUGUAUUUUGUUUUGUGACUCCAUUUUGUAAUUAACCUUCAAAAGGGAAUCCGAACAUUGUUUUUAAUACUGUAAGUCUUUGCCAAACAAACCUGUUAUUUUGAAAUACAGUGAAAUACUUGUGUGCGUCUCGUAAUAUCUAUUACCUAUGUACUGGAAAAAAACAUCUGUUUUUUUUUUUUUUUUAAUGGAUAAUAGGGUUUCAGCAAUGGGGAGUUAGAGGAAUGGGGUUCAUUCAAUUGGAUAUAGUUUGGUUAGCCAUUGGUGUGUAUCUAUACUUAAAGCUUUACUGUUGAAAUGGAUGGAGAUUACUGAAUGCCACAUGGUGAGGGUGGUCUUGGAAGUUUCUGUUAAAGGCACUUUGUGGAAGUAUAAAUUAUUAACUUUAAACUUGCACCUCUCCUUGUUGCCUACCCUUUGUAAAAUACCCAUGAUUAUCUUUUGGAUGCUUUUUUUUAAUAAAGAAAAAGGAACAAUU
Molecule: messenger RNA, 9851 nt
Organism: Esox lucius (northern pike)
Lineage: Eukaryota; Metazoa; Chordata; Actinopteri; Esociformes; Esocidae
Gene: trak2
Product: trafficking protein, kinesin binding 2
Exons: 15
Coding region: 3618-6458 (946 amino acids)
Biological process (GO): neurogenesis; anterograde axonal transport of mitochondrion
Cellular component (GO): dendrite
Molecular function (GO): GABA receptor binding
Source: RefSeq, a predicted model, not a curated record